AUGGCUGUAGGUUCGGUGAGCGCGUGUGCGCGCGCGGUGCUGUUGUGCGCGGUGCUGCUCGUGCCCCCGGUGUUCGGUACCGAGGGAUCGGAGGCAGGUUUAGGGAAGGACCCUCUCCUCACCCCGCUGGACACUCUGUACGCGCUCGCGCUGGAGCACUACGGCGCGCGGAACUGGGAUGAGAGCGCGCGCCUCCUGGAGCUGAGCCUGCGCGCGUACCGGACACUGCGAGAGAACGAGGCCCGCUGCACCAGCACAUGCGCGCGUGGGGACACGGAGCCCACGGACACGAGCGCGGACACGAGCCUGCGGCUCAUCAAACACAUCCUCACGCGCGCAGCCUGCAUCAAACAAUGCAAAGCGGAAGCGCCGGUGCUCGCGCUGAAGUAUCCCAAACCGGAAACUCUGCACGCGUUCAGCUCCAGAACACCGUACCGGUACCUGCAGUACAGCUAUUACCAGAUGAAUAAUGUGGAGAAAGCCGUAUCAGCAGCACACACAUUUCUCCAGCGGAACCCGGACGAUCCGCUCAUCUCCAAAAACAUGAACUUUUAUAAAAGUCUCUUUGAUGUGGAGGAAUAUCUCAUCGAUCAGGAGGAAAAACCACACGAGACAUUGUUCCUACAGGCGGUGAUGGUGUAUAACGAGGGUGAUUACAGUAAUUCGGUGAGGAUGAUGGAGGAAGUGUGUGUUCACUACUACAGUGUGUAUGAUGAGUGUGUUUCAGCAUGUGAGGGAUCCCACCAAAUAGAAGAGACCAAAGACUUUUACCAAACACUCUCAGGUUACUUUAUGGAGGUGUUGAGGUGCAGGCUGAGGUGUGAACAGGAUUUAACUCCUAAUGUUGGUGGAUUUUUUGUGAAGAAAUUUGUUGCCACUGUUUAUCACUACAUGCAGUUUGCUUAUUAUAAAUUGAAUUAUGUGACUAAGGCGGUACCCUGUGCGCUGAGUUACCUGCUGUUUGAUCCGGAUGAUAAAGUGAUGAAGCAGAACGUGGAAUAUUACAGACUUCAUCGAGAGCAGUGGGGCCUGAAGGAAGAGCAGUUUAUACCCUGUCCUGAAGCUCUUCGUUAUUAUAAUCAGACAGUUAAACAGAGCGAAAUGAUGGAGUUUGCUCAAAAUUAUCUACUGACUGAUGACGAGGACAUUGUGAGUCCAGAGCAAUACUCCUCUUCCUCCUCUCCUUCUCCUGAUGAAGAGUUUGAUGGAGUGGGUGAUUAUGAAGAGUCGUUCCUUGCUGAGUGGUGGCAAGAUCCCAAAACUAAAUGGGAUGUUGGAGAAUAACAAGCACUUACAACAACACACCGACACACACACACCGACACACACACACUCUCACAGGAGCCAUCUUUAUAUUUAAGCAUCAGUGGAUGGUGUCUGGAUGAAUGUCGUUCAGUACAAAACAUGUAACAAGUAUCUAAAUGGAUUUCGAGGGUUAAAAUGAUGGAUGUUAUUUAUUAGAAAAAGAGUUACAAAAACUACAGUGAGCUAAACUCUUCAUCACCGGACUGUAAAUGACUGGAAAAGUUUUAUUUGUUCUGAUUAGUUGCAAAUCUGUCUUUAAUGAUGCAAGAUGACUGAAAUACUGUUGUAGCAUUCAUCCAGAUUGUAUACCAGCAGUUUGUGGUCAUUUUGUUGUUGUUAUAAUAAUAAUAAUAAUUAUUAUUGAG
Molecule: messenger RNA, 1670 nt
Organism: Trichomycterus rosablanca
Lineage: Eukaryota; Metazoa; Chordata; Actinopteri; Siluriformes; Trichomycteridae
Gene: p3h4
Product: prolyl 3-hydroxylase family member 4 (inactive)
Exons: 7
Coding region: 1-1284 (427 amino acids)
Biological process (GO): collagen fibril organization; peptidyl-lysine hydroxylation
Cellular component (GO): endoplasmic reticulum
Molecular function (GO): protein binding; collagen binding
Source: RefSeq, a predicted model, not a curated record